This is a messenger RNA of Striga asiatica, 600 nucleotides long. Lineage: Eukaryota; Viridiplantae; Streptophyta; Magnoliopsida; Lamiales; Orobanchaceae. The record is from the annotation of a GenBank genome assembly.
AUGGGAGUUGGGUUAGCGGACCGCAAAUCCAAACUCAAGUAUCUCUCGUCAACCUUGUAUUCGACUGCGUCUCAUGUUAAAUCCAAGAUUCACGAUGCGCCCCAAAAACAAGGAAGAGAAGCUCCGUUUUCUGUUCACGUACUUUGUCAACAAAAUCAGGUAUUCUUGGGCGUUGUUGGGUUGGGUCGUACUUAUGAUAUCGACGAGCUGAUGUUGGUAUGCAGCUGGGACUUUUGCGCAUGGAAAAAUUAUAUUCUUUGGAACCCCACUAGCCAAGAAGCGAUUCUCGAUAUUCUCAUAGACUACUGUGAUUACCAAGAUUUUCCCAAGUUGAGUGCCAAACUGUACUCACGAGAAACUGAUUCUUGGAGGAAAAUCAAGUAUCCUUACCAGCAUGAGAGCAUGCCAAGUGAAAAAAAAUCUGUUCGUAUAGGCGGCUCUUAUUACUUUGGAUUAAGUUCCAGGCUUAAUUCAAUCAUCUCUGAAAAGUUUGCGGCUGCUUUACGACGCAGAUUGGUGGACUUGGCCAUCUGUGCUGAUUAUGGGGCAGUUUGUAAGCCUUAUGUCGAGAGCUCUGUUCCGCUCAAUGCAUCAGAAUAA